AGCUCGGAGUGCCUGGGUUGUGUGAUGAUUGGUACAUAUUCCUGGCUGCUCCUCAGAAUAGCACCGUGUUGGCCUAGAGACAGCAGGCUGAGCAAGCAGAGUAACAUGUGUGAGACUGGAUCGAAAGAUAGCAAUAACAACUUAGUGCUGUCUCUGUGUGUGUUUCUGGGUACUGCAUCAUGUAAAUGUCCUUAUCAACAAUCGAUCCCAGAAAAAACACCCCUGCUUUUUCUUUGUCACCAGGAUUAACGAGUGAAGAAUAGGGAAGAUGAACAUGCCUAUCAAUCAUACAUGUGAAGAAUGAAUGCCUACAAGUAGAAUAAUGGGUUCUUUCGAAAAGGUUUUUUGGCUCCUAUGCUUGGCUGCAGCUCUUCAAGCAGGUGCCGUUGCUCAGAUUUUUAUUGAUGAAGACACAAAUGCAUUUCGGAUUCCUCCCUGGCACUUUUCAUUGUCCUGCAAUCUGUAUAAUGAGACCGUUGCAGGAAUAAAUCCCUCUCAGAGAAGUCUAGGCAACAGUAACAAGCAAACAAACAGGGAAAGUGCCAUGAACCCCCAUAAUACUGACCUAGUUGGAUCAGGCAUCAGGAAUGAAACUCGUUGCCACCUUUGGAGUGACAUUAACAGUCAGAGAUCUCUUUGUGAUGACAAGGUUAUGGAAGUCUUCUGUUUGAACAUCCUGUGCUGGGUUGACGGAAACCUGAGCCAUUUAACUUGUAAUCUGAUGCCAAGCAGCAGACCGCCAGGCACAAGCAUGUUAUCUACAGUGAAGCUCCAUUAUGAAAUCUCAGACUCAUCUUCGGAGGGUUUGUCUGGGGGACACAGAGAAGCUGUUAUUCCUGCUGAUCAAAGCAGCUGUUCUGGGGAGGAAGCCCUGCAGUGUGUCAUACCUGGAAUCAACAUGAAUUACACCUACUCCCUGCUCCUAUCAGUCACACAUCACCAGAGCCGUGUAGAGGCUCCAGCCAUGCGCGCCACUCCGGGAGACCUUGUGAAGCCUCACCCACCACGUAGCCUGCAGUACGAGAUGACUCCAGAGGGGGUGUCGAGGAUCAGCUGGAGAAGCCCAGAGCCAGCACCUUAUGAUCUGCAAUACGAAGUCCGCUAUUCUGUAAAUGCUACUGAGAAUACCUGGACGAAUGUAGAAGGUAUCUUGGAAGCGUACGUGACUCCUGGUGAUUUGAAAGCUGGCUUGGAUUAUACCGCUCAGGCUCGCUGCAAGCGGGACAGGAGGCCUGGUCUCUGGAGUAACUGGAGCGAACCCCUUUAUAUAAGGGUGCAGGAAGUGACAUAUAUUCCUGCAACAGUGCUGACUGCUGCUGGUUCGAAUGUAACUGUAUACUGCGUAUUUAAUAACCAGAGCCCGAGUGUAAAAAAGGUGGUGUGGUGGCUGAAUGCUUCCGAAAAAGUUCCUGAAAAGCUGUAUUCUGUCAUGAAUGACCAUGUGAGCAGGGUCACCCUGCCUAAUGUGAGUCCUUCAAAACCCAGAGGUUAUCACCUGUUACAGUGUUGCCAGCAAACAGGCGAAACAUCGGACUGCAACUUCCGCUAUGCUCAAAUUUAUGCUGUAGAUAUCCACUUUCUGAUCUCUUGCGAAACCAAUGGAUACCAAACCAACAUGACUUGCAAAUGGAAUCCUAAUGGAAUACAGCUGCCCCAGGGAAGCUGUAUCCGGUUCAUGUAUCGCAUUAGGAAUGACAUCUCUUGUGAUGCCCUGCAAGGUGACCUGCAUGGCGCUGAUGCAAAGGAGUGCCAGCUAGGAGUUCAUGACGAGUGCACAUUUCAACCUCUUUACCUGUAUUUUUGCCACAUAAUGUGGAUUGAGAUCCACUACAAGCUGGUAACAUUGAGAUCUCACCCAGCGAACGUCACUCCAAUGGAUGUGGUAAAGCCAGAUCCUCCUUUCAAUGUAAAAGCAGAGAUCACUCGGACUGAAGGAUUCUUGAAUAUAAGCUGGGAGAGAAGAGAGCUGCCUGUCUAUGAUCUUCAGUUUGAGGUUCGCUACUCUGGAGAGGAGCAGGACAGGAAAUGGAAGACCCUUGGCAAUGUAUAUAAUGAACAGGCUUUGAUGGAAGUGGCGGAUCCCUGUGUUGUAUAUGUGGUUCAGGUCCGCUGUAAGAGGCACAAUGGGACUGGACACUGGAGCACAUGGAGCAGCCCAGUGAACACCAGGGUUAAUGAUAUUAGGGCUCCAGCAAGGGGUCCAGAUUUUUGGAGAGUAAUCCACGAGGACACUGUGACCAAGCAAGCGAAUGUUACUCUGUUAUUGAAGCCUCUGAAUAUAAAAGAAGUCUUCUGUACUGUGAAGGGCUUCAGAGUCCAGCAUCAAACCUCCAGUGGCUCCACGUGGUCUGAUGACCUGAGCAGCACCACUGCCUAUAGCUUUCCCUGGACAGAAGACUUUCACAGUGUGUCAGUCAUAGCCUUCAACUCCUUGGGAUCUUCAACGGAAAACUACAUUUUAAAUGUAUCAAGGCAUGUGAGAAAAAUACAGUGUGUUCAGUCUUUCCGUGCAUCCAUUGUAAACAGCAGUUGUGUGGCACUUUCAUGGAAACUCCUACCAGACAGCCCUCUUCCUGAGUCUUUCAUUAUUGAAUGGGAACGUCAAAAGAAAGAGGAGGGAGAGGAAGAGGAGGAGGAGGGCAGCUUUAAAUGGGUGCGAGCUCCUUCAAACCAGACCGCCAAAUAUUACUUAUCUGAUGCCUUUUUUGUACAUGAUGCGUACAGGUUUAUUCUGUACCCAAUAUUCCCAGAAGGGGAGGGAUGGCCAGAGACGUUUUACAUAAACAAUAAAGGUGACAAUGGGAGAAGCAGAGGAGGAGGAGCAGCCUACAUACUUCUUCUUAUAAUUGCUUUUCUAUCAGGUGUUCUGCUUGUGACGCUUGCAAUCUCCCAACACCAAAUGAAGAAGCUGGUUUGGAAAGAUGUGCCUAAUCCUAAUAAUUGCUCCUGGGCUCAAGGAGUGGACUUUAAAAAGGCAGAAACCAUCGGAAACCUCUUUAAGCACCACGAGAGGCUGACAUCUGGCCCGCUUCUCUUGGAAUCAGAAAGAAUUUCCGAAGCUGUAAUAGUUGAGAAAAUGAAACAAAGUGUGGAGGAGAAGGAGACCAGAGUUGCCUUGGAUAUCUCACUGAGUCAAAGUCAUGAACCGCAGCAGGAUUCCCCUCCUCCUGAGCAACACAGCCACAUUGAAGAAGAGGAGAGGGAGCCGGUGGUCUACCCAGACAGUUCAGGAGAGCCCAAAAUAGAAUAUGCCACCAUCCUGCCCAGCGAUCUGUACAAACAGCAGAAAAGCAUCAGCAGCUCCUCCGACGAGGGGAACUUCUCCGCUAACAAUUCGGAUAUUUCUGGGUCCUUCCCCAACAAUCUGUGGGAGGUUGAAAAUCAGUCCUGCAUACACUUAGCACAGGUCAACCCGCGGAUGCUGCGCUCCUUUAAUUCUUCAGAGGGCUUUUCAGAAGCUUCUGAUGAUCAGGACGACAGUCUAAUCGAUGAACCGUGCCCCGAAAGAGACAUUUACUACCUUGGGCAGGUGUCGACCGAGGAGGAGGGGGAGAAGGAAAAGUUCUUGAAAGAGGAUGCACAGGUUCCGUGCCAGGACAGUAGAGAUGAGACAGGACAUGAAGCCAAUCCUUUAUUAAGCUGUCAUUCUCUGCUUCAAUUCAAGAUGAACCAAACAGAUUUAUCACAGAAGAGUAGCAGAUUAUAUAUGUCCCAGUUUCGAGCAGUGUCUAAUACAAUUCCAAAAAUAACCAAAGCACAAAAAUAAUAAUAAUAAUAAUAAUAAUAAAAAAGCUUGCUAAGAACUAAACAUUUUAUUUGUUUCCCCAUGGAUGGGAAUAUAGAAACGAUUUAUUUGUGUAUUUGUUUUUUUAAGUUGAGCUGGCAUGAUACAGUGCAAGAAUGCAACUAUGUUUAAAACAUAAAAGCAUUCUAUUUUGAUUCCUUGUAGCAUUAUGGCUUCUGGAAAACCAUCAAUAACUGUUCUCCAUUACUGGUGUUGUCUAUCAAGGCACGUACACAAAACAUACCUUCCAGCCUACUCAGCAGUUAAUGCUCUUGAAACAUUAUGAAUACACAGUCACUGUACUUGGCAAGCUAUUCUAAAAUCUUCAUAUUUGUAUUUUUCUCAAAGCAGACACAGUUAACUGGCAAUACAAUUUUUAGCAUGCUGUUAUCGACCAGGUGUUCUGCAAAAAGUGGUGAAAAAUGCUUAUGUGCAUUUGCAAAACAACAAACGGAUUUCUAUUUUUUUGUUGUGUGUUCCUGUAUCUGUAAAAUCCUGUGUUACAGUAUGGAAGGUUUGUGCCAAACUAUUUUCUCAGUGUGCUAUUUUUCUAAUCACAGCAGGAGAUGAUUGUGUCAAAACUUUGAAAAGGCAUAACUUUGUGAUUGUGAUUUUACACAGUGCCUACACUGAGAACAGUGUAACUGCAAAACUGCUUGCAUAUCAAGAUUGGAUUCCUUAUAUUUUUGUGGUUAAAAUAAAGUAUUUAUUGUCAAA
Molecule: messenger RNA, 4501 nt
Organism: Acipenser ruthenus (sterlet)
Lineage: Eukaryota; Metazoa; Chordata; Actinopteri; Acipenseriformes; Acipenseridae
Product: leptin receptor-like
Exons: 22
Coding region: 305-3766 (1153 amino acids)
Biological process (GO): cytokine-mediated signaling pathway
Cellular component (GO): membrane; external side of plasma membrane
Molecular function (GO): protein binding; cytokine receptor activity
Source: RefSeq, a predicted model, not a curated record